This is a messenger RNA of Cydia amplana, 1142 nucleotides long. RefSeq names its product THAP domain-containing protein 5-like. Gene Ontology annotation, molecular function: sequence-specific DNA binding. Bases 33 to 1142 code for a protein of 369 amino acids. The record is from RefSeq and is a predicted model, not a curated record. The transcript is spliced from 4 exons. Lineage: Eukaryota; Metazoa; Arthropoda; Insecta; Lepidoptera; Tortricidae.
AUUCGUAGCAAGUCACGCAGCACAAUAUAAUAAUGGCCAGUUGCGCCGUUAGAUGGUGUAAAAACAAUCUUAGAAAGGUUCAAAAGAAAGAUGGGAUCACAUUUCAUCGGUUCCCAAGUAACAAAUCAAUGCAUCAAAAAUGGACUGAGAUAAUUCGGAAGCAGCGAAGCGACCCGGACUGGUCGCCUUCGAGACACAGCCGGGUUUGCUCGCAACACUUCGAUGAGAAAUCCAAAUACACGACGCGGAAAGGCAUCGCCAAACUUAACAGCACAGCCGUUCCUGUUUUAAAGAUGACUAGGAAGGACGCACAAUCCGUCCGUCCGUCCGUCCCGACGAAAGCUCCGGAAACUUUUCCCUGGCAGGACUCGGACAGCUCUGAUCAAGAAGUGACCAAUGUCGAAUUGGUGCCAUUAGUGUCCCUCGAGCAGUGUCGCUUCUGCGGCGACUUUUCCAAAAACUGCCUCUACAUCGAUAACAAGCCUUACGUCCACAACAAUAAGACCGAAUUUACCUUAAACGGUAUCUGUGUAAACCUAGACUUCAGUAAUGAUCACUUGCCGAAAACUGUUUGUAGAGAUUGUGAUGUUAAGUUACAAGAAUUAGCUGAUUUUGUUAACGUUGUCAAAGCAGCCCAGGAUUCACUUAUCAAUGUUACUGAUGAAGAUGGAAUUCAAGAAGAUGAGAUUAAUAGCAAAGAUAUAGAUGAAGAAAAUACUAUAGAUGUUAAAAUUGAAGAUGAGUCACCAACACAUGAACAAGUUAAUGAAAAUGAUGUUGUUGUGCGAGUUGAUGAUACGAAUGAAGCUGAAUUAAUAAAAGUAGCUGAAGACACAAUUAAAUCUUUUAAUAAUAAAAGGAAAGUUAAAGUGGCAGAUAGAAACCUGAAGAAAGCUAAAGGCACUAAAAGACAAAAAAAUGAAGAUUCACUUGACAAUGAAGUUAAUAAUGAUGAAAAGCUUGAUUUUAUAGUUAAAGAUACAAUUGAAAUAGGUUCAACUAGAAUACAAAAGCCUAAAGUUUGUAGGGAUGAAAAAAAUGAACUCUACAUUGAAAUUGAUGUAAAAAAAGAAGUCAUUGAGAGUAGUGAUAUAUGUGAUGUGGAAGAAUAUGAUGUGAGUAACAAGAAAGAUUUAACCUAG